Molecule: messenger RNA, 2807 nt
Organism: Ceratotherium simum simum (southern white rhinoceros)
Lineage: Eukaryota; Metazoa; Chordata; Mammalia; Perissodactyla; Rhinocerotidae
Source: RefSeq, a predicted model, not a curated record
CAAAAUGGAAAAUAUGCUGUUUUGGUUGAUAUUUUUCAUCCUCGGGUGGACCCUCAUUGAUGGAUCUGAAACGGAACAGGAUUUUAUGUGGCACUCGAGAAAAAUACCCCGGCUUGUCAGUGAGAGGACUUUCCAUCUCACCAGCCCCACCUUUGAGGCAGAUGCUAAGAUGGAGCUAAAUAGAGUGUGUGGCAUCGAAUGCCAGAAUGAACUCCCAGCUCCCAGCCUUUCUGAACUGGAAGAUUCUCUUUCAUACGAAACUGUCUUUGAGAACGGCACCCGAACCUUGACCAGAGUGAAAGUUCAAGGUUUGGUCCUUGAGCCAACUCUAAAUAUCACCACAAAAGGAGCAUCAGUUAGGAGAAAGAGACAGGUGUAUGGCACAGACAGCAGGUUCAGCAUCUUGGACAAAAGAUUCUUAACCAAUUUCCCCUUCAGCACAGCCGUGAAGCUCUCCACGGGCUGCAGCGGCAUCCUCAUUUCCCCCAGGCACGUUCUAACUGCUGCCCACUGCGUCCACGAUGGAAAGGACUACGUCAAGGGGAGUAAAAAGCUCAGGGUAGGGCUGUUGAAGAUGAGAAAUAAAGGUGGUGGCAGGAAACGUAGGGGUUCUAGGAGGAGCAGGAGAGAAGAGAAUGGUGGUGACGAAAGAGAAGGUAGCAAAGAGAAUCUGAAGGAGAGAGCCAAGGCUGGGAGAAGAAGGAAGGAAUCUGGUCGGCGUGGGCGAGUCGCUGAGGGGAGGCCCUCCUUCCAGUGGACCCGGGUCAAGAAUACCCACAUUCCCAAAGGCUGGGCUACAGGAGGGAGCGGAGACGCCGCCUUGGACUAUGACUACGCUCUUCUGGAGCUGAAGCGCGCCCACAAAAAGAAAUACAUGGAACUAGGCAUCAGUCCAACCCUCAAGAAGCUGCCCGGCGGGAUGAUCCACUUCUCGGGAUUUGAUCAUGACAGGGCCGAUCAGUUAGUCUACAGGUUUUGUAGCGUGUCCGAUGAAUCCAGUGAUCUCCUCUAUCAAUACUGCGAUGCUGAGUCGGGCUCCACUGGCUCCGGGGUCUAUCUGCGUCUGAAAGAGCCAGACAAAAAGAACUGGAAGCGCAAAAUCAUUGCGGUCUAUUCAGGCCACCAGUGGGUGGAUGUCCACGGCGUUCAGAAGGACUACAACGUGGCGGUGCGCAUCACCCCGCUCAAGUACGCCCAGAUCUGCCUCUGGAUGCGCGGAGACGACGCCCGCUGCGCUUACGGCUGACGGGAGCCCGCCCCCGGGGCGUGGAGGAUCUAAAUCGCGCAGAAAACCGGUGCUGAUUAUUGUAGCAAGAUCACUUCAUAGGUGAUGCCUGGACUUGAACCCUGUCAAUAGCAUUUCAACAUUUUUAUAAAUUUACUUUUUCAAAAUUAGAUUUUCAUACAUUUAAAAAAUGUUUAGGAACAGAUAUUGAAACUAGAUGGGCACUAGUAUAUAUUCUUCUUUACAAGAUGAUGUUUCAUUUGUGGGAAAAUUUUUGUUUCUUUCUGUUUUCUUAAAAAUUAGACACUCUUUAAAACUUAAAGCUGGUAUAAAUAAUAUGUGAUUUCUUAAUGGACUUAUUCUCAGGGUCCUACUCUAAGAAGAAUCUAAUAGAAGGCCGGUUGCAUAUUAACUGUGAAACUGCAUAUACAGAGGUAAACAGUAACAGAUUAGAAUCAGGUUAGAGACAGAAAUUCACAGCACACAUUAUAUUACUCUGAGAUGGACCCCUUCAGCUCAUGCCCUCCGUGUUUAUAUUGUUUUCUGUUGGGUCUGAGAAAUUUUAGUAGUUUUUUUUUUUAAGAAUUACAAGGAACAGCAAGCUUUAUAAACAAAACUAUCAACUAUUUUACUGCUUUAAAAAAUAUCAACUGAAGUAUUAUUUAAAAAUAGGAGAAAUACUUUGUUCUAUAAAAUAAAUCUAGUUUAAAAACAGGGAAGCUGAGACAUUUUAAGAUCUUAAGUUUUUAUUUAACUAGUAUUCAGAACAUGGACUUUUCAGGUAUGUAUAGGGAAGACAGUUCAAAGUUAUGAAUGAUCACAUAUUGGAAGCCAUUUCAUUUUAUGCUAUACAUUCUCCUCUGUAUGAAGUGUCAUAGUUUUAGACAGAGACUUCCAUAAUCUUUUUCAAGAGACGGCCUUCCAUUCUCCCCCUUGACAAAAUUCAGCUUUCUUCAUAGGCCCAUAGGCAUAUUAUUUUGAACAAUUCUCUGACUAGUAAUUUUAGAUAUGUGCUUUCUUAAAAAUGAAUAGAAUUUACAAAUAUAAUUUCUAAAAGAAGGUUCUGAUUAUUGUCCUUAGGGACCCAGUCUGGACCGUCACUCUGGCCAUCAUGGCAGCCAUGGCAAACAAGGUUCAGCGGCUGCCCAGGGGCAAAAUACAGAGUAGGCACUCAAUAGGUGUUUCUCGAAUGAACAAAUAUUUGCUGAAGGGUUGUAAAAGGGGUUCAAGCCAUUAUGUUUAAAGGGUUUUAGUGAUUUGUAAUAGAGUGCACCACAAAUUCAGGAAUUGAGGGCCUAAUUUCUGGUCUGUUCUUCCUGGCAGUUUCUAGGGUACACAUUCUCUUCUCUCAUGACACACCCAAAUCAUUGAUUCUGCCUGAGUUCAAAUUUAUUUUAUCUGUCAUUAUUUUUUUAAGAAUGAGAAGUUAUACCCUUGACUAGUAUGCAAAGGAAUAUUUGAUUGCAUUAUGAUAAAAAGCGAUUUUGUAAGUAGUAUCCAAAAUAGCUGAAAUUCAAUAUGUGUACAUUCUUUUAUAAUGUGAAUCUGUUAAAAAUCAUUCAAUAAAAAAUUUAAAAAAGUG